This is a messenger RNA of Coccinella septempunctata (seven-spotted ladybird), 1068 nucleotides long. RefSeq lists its product as uncharacterized. Bases 226 to 981 code for a protein of 251 amino acids. Lineage: Eukaryota; Metazoa; Arthropoda; Insecta; Coleoptera; Coccinellidae. The record is from RefSeq and is a predicted model, not a curated record. The transcript is spliced from 4 exons.
AGCAGUUACUUCUCCGUUUUCAUAUUGUCUUCUUCCAUAUUCGGCAUACCAACGAACGAGGAAUCCAUCCGGUACAGGCCUGCAUUCCGUUCAAAAUCUUCAUUACAUUACGCUAAUUGUAAAUCAAUUCAUGAUCGAUCCCACUGACCCCAAAGGGGAACCUAUAAAACCGCACCCAGGCAAAAUUUUUACUCAUUGGUUCCAAAGACUCAUCCACCGAACAUCAUGUGGAAAAUCGUGUGUCUUCUGUUUGUGGCUGGUGCCAUUUCGGCUAGUGCGCAUGUACCAAAAAGUGGAAAUGAGUUGGUUUCUAUGGUCGUGAGCAACUGUGUCGAUAUGGAUUGUGUGAAGUUUAACGUUCUGAGGUAUCUCGAUGGAUUGCUGCAGAUAGAGGGUGAUUCUGCAAGGGGUGUGAAGGACAUUGACGCCGCCAUCUUCAAGAGGGUAGCGAAAGUGUUGAAAACCAACGAAUUCAGGUUCAAACUGCCCCAAGCGCUCUUCGAUGGAAGCGAACUCGUCUACAACCCCAAAACUGGUCUCGACAUAAACGAACACUCGCAAUCUAGAGGAAUCUUGAAGAAGAAGCUCCUGUUCCCCAUUCUUCUCUUGAUGAAAUUGAAGAUGCAACUGCUCAUGCCCGUCUUGCUCGGUAUCAUCGGUUUGAAAUCAAUCAAAGCUCUGAUUAUCAGCAAACUGGCCUUGGGUAUUGUGCUUGGAUUCUUGAUCUACCAAUUGUGUACCAAAGCAGGUAUGCCUAUGCCAAUGUCUAUGGCUCCAAUGCCAUCUGAACCCCCAUCUUCAAUCUAUGGACCACCCAGCACUGCUCCCCCAUUGGAUUCCUACAACCCCAACUACGAUCCAUCUGCCAGCCAGGGUGGACCUUAUGCCAGGAUAUGGACACCAAACAAUGGUGAAGCUCAACAGGUCGCCUAUUCAGCCUACUACCCUGGAUCAGCCUCUUCCUCCACCACCCAGCCUUGAGCUACCUUCACUUUCAACUUUUAAUUUAUUAUGACCACUAAAUUAUUUUGUAUAUAUAGGAAGUUCAAUAAAAGAAUUAUUUAUGAA